AUGAUAGAAAAUGGUGAAACAAGCCACCAUAAAUUCCUACCAAAACGUAUAAUAUUAAUCCGACACGGAGAAAGUGAAGGAAACCGGGAUGGUGCAGCCUACACGACCGUCCCAGACCACCAGAUCGCAUUGACAGAACAAGGCAUUGCACAAGCAAGACAUGCAGGAACACAGAUCCGACAUGUCAUUUCUGAAAACACAGAUGAUGAUAAAAACUGGAAGGUUUAUUUUUACGUGUCACCUUAUACAAGAACAAGAUCAAGUUUACGUGAGAUAGCCAGAUCAUUUCCACGUACGUCUGUGAUUGGUGUUAGAGAAGAAUGUAGGAUUAGAGAACAAGAUUUUGGUAAUUUUCAAGUUAAGGAAAAAAUGAACAAGAGUAAGGAAUCUAGACAGAAAUUCGGUAAGUUCUUUUAUCGCUUUCCUCAAGGUGAAUCUGCUGCUGAUGUUUAUGAUCGUGUUUCCAGCUUUCUUGAAUCUUUAUGGAGAGACAUAGACAUGAACCGGCUUCAUCAUGACCCUUCAAAUGACCUAAAUCUCAUCAUAGUCUCACAUGGACUAGCUUCACGAGUCUUCAUGAUGAAGUGGUUCAAGUGGACAGUUGAACAAUUCGAGUACCUACACAAUUUUGGCAAUUGUGAAUUUCGAGUAAUGCAGUUAGGCAUUGGUGGCGAGUACAGUCUAGCCGUAUACCACUCUGAUGAAGAGAUGCAGGAAUGGGGACUAUCUCCUGAAAUGAUAGCCGGCCAAAAAUGGCGAGCCCAUGCCCCAAGAGGUUCGUGCAUGGAGAAACUCCCUUGGUACCUUGAUGGUUUUUUAGACCGUGUAAGCGACAAUGAUAAUGAUGAUGAUAGUGACGAUGAUCACGAAACUUUUCUUGAUGCUAACAGUACUUCACAAUAAUGUUUCUGCUUGUAGUAUUUUCUUUUUUAUUCUUUUGUCCCAUCAAAAUUGUAACA
Messenger RNA from Erigeron canadensis, 959 nucleotides. Its product is annotated as phosphoglycerate mutase-like protein AT74. The record is from RefSeq and is a predicted model, not a curated record. Bases 1 to 903 code for a protein of 300 amino acids. The transcript is spliced from 2 exons. Gene Ontology annotation, molecular function: phosphatase activity. NCBI's taxonomy places the organism in Eukaryota, Viridiplantae, Streptophyta, Magnoliopsida, Asterales, Asteraceae.